AGAGAUCUACUGUGCGGCCAAGCCGGGGCUGCUGCUGUCGACGGUGAGCACCCUGGACACGCUCGGCCUCGACAUCCAGCAGUGCGUCGUCAGCUGCUUCAACGACUUCGCCAUGCACGCAUCCUGCUCCGAGAUGCAGAGGGAGAUGAUAAGCGCGGACGCCAUCAAGCAGGAGCUGUUCAAGAACGCCGGCUACGGAGGCGGCUGCUUGUAGAGAGACGAGCAAGAAGCAGCACCAUGACCACCACCACCAUGAGUCCAUGACCAGCAGGAAAAGCAGGAAGGAUAAUAAAGUAGAAGUAGCUGUAACUGUAGCAGGAGCAGUGAGUAGAAUUAGCACUUAGCAGCUGGUAGCAGCAGUGGCGAAAAAGGCUCAUGAUUUCUGAAAUUCCGUUUGUGGCAGGUUGGAUGUAGGUGAAGGAAAAGAGAUUAAUCUUGAGGACCACUGCCCAAGAUGGAAGCUGCUGCAGCAAUGCAUCAGGGAGAGAGGGAGUUCUAUGAGGUAACGAUCGAGAAUAAGAUGAUGAUGUACAGGCUGAGCCGCAAGAUUGUCGACACGUCCGAGGGGCCCAAGGAUGCAAAAUGGAUCUUUGUGUUGAGCACAACGAAAAUUCUGUACAUAGGCUCGAAAAGCAAAGGGACAUUUCAGCACUCCAGCUUCCUUGCCGGUGGAGCCACAUCUGCUGCCGGGAGAUUAGUCGUCGCGAACGGGAUCCUAAAGGCUGUCUGGCCUCAUAGCGGGCACUACCGGCCCACGGAGGCGAACUUCCGGGAGUUCAUGAAGUAUCUCAGGAAGAGGAACGUCGAUCUCACGGAUGUGAAGUUGAGCCCAACAGAAGGCGAGGAGGACGAAUGGCUGAGGAGGAGCCUCUCCCAGAUGGAUCUUUCUGCUGUGGUCCUUCUUCCGCUACUUACAUAUGGUUUUAAGCUUGGUAUAACAGGAGCCGCAAUUUCUACAGUCGCAUCCCAUUUUUCGCCAUGUCCAUGUGCCCUGUUGCUGCCACUUGUGCAUCCAACAGAGUCAGGAAGGCGAGAUAGAGUAUGUUGAAGGUGAUGAUAUCGAGAUGGGUGACAUGGAUGACAUGGAAGAUUUUGAAGGCUUUGGUGAUGAAGAUGAAAUAUUUAUUUGGACAAAAUGGUUAUUUGGCAUAGUAGUGCCAACUGCAAAUCUGAUUCAAGUUCAAAGAUUGGGCGGAAAUCUAGGAAGGUUAUCACCGAGGUGGAAGAAGACGAGGACAGGGGUAGCAGGCAAAGGACGCGAAUGUGAUUCUCCAGGCACGGCUUCAGUAACAUGCUUGGUGUCGAUGAUGUUGUACUUUAGAUAAUUUUGCCUGUCUUUCUCGUGAUGACCGCAACUCUCUUCUAUAUGUGAUGGUAGUUUAGAUGGUCAAUAUAUCGACUUGUAAUGUGAAGACAAA
Hordeum vulgare subsp. vulgare (domesticated barley) is the source of this 1418-nucleotide messenger RNA. Its product is annotated as IQ domain-containing protein IQM6-like. The transcript has 9 exons. The record is from RefSeq and is a predicted model, not a curated record. Bases 455 to 1048 code for a protein of 197 amino acids. NCBI's taxonomy places the organism in Eukaryota, Viridiplantae, Streptophyta, Magnoliopsida, Poales, Poaceae.